Messenger RNA from Knipowitschia caucasica, 234 nucleotides. The record is from the annotation of a GenBank genome assembly. NCBI's taxonomy places the organism in Eukaryota, Metazoa, Chordata, Actinopteri, Gobiiformes, Gobiidae.
AUGGCGGCGGCUGUGGUGGGGCAGGGCGUCACUCGCGGGGCUUCGGGCUCCUUCUCCCCGGCCAAGGGCGCUCUCUCCGGGGAUCACUGUGUGCUGGUGGUGGUCGGAGCUCUGCAGAGCCACGGGGCCCUGGAGCUCAUCCUGCGGCAGAUAGAGACCGACUGUUGUAUGUUGUGUUGUUUUGAGGAGAGAGAGUCCUGUUGUGUGACAUCUGGACUGUCCCAGCGUCGUUAA